CAGGCCGCGCAAGGGCGCUGUAGCUGCCAGUGCCGCUGUCAUGGCGUCUGAGGCGCUGUCUGAGGAGAACCCACCGCGGUCUCUUUAGAGCGAGGGGCGGGCGGCUGGGUAUGGAGAGCGGCCCUGAGAGCCUGCAGCCGCUAGAACACGGAGUGGCCGCCGGGCCGGCGCCAGGGACAGGUUCUCCGCAGGAAGGGCGACAGGAGACCAGGCUCGCCGCUGGGGAUGGUCCUGGAGUAUGGGCGGCGGAGAGCAGCGGCGGGAAGGGGCAGGGGGCGGCAGCCGCCGGGAGGAGCCUCUCGGACUCGGCUUCUCCCGCCGGCUCGCCUCGGGUUCUCGUACCCUGCAGCUCCCUCCCGGACUUGGACUUGAAGGGGAGCGAUUUGGAGAGUCCUGCUGCCCAGAAGGCGCCUCUGACAGGGCAGCACAAGGUGACCGCCUCCCCGGAGGCAGCUGAGGCCGGAGCCGACCAUGAGUUGGUUCCGGCCGGAGAGGCGGGCGCCCUCGCGGAUCAAGCCGGCACCUGCCGGGCAGAGUCGGCGGCCGCGGGCUUCGAGGAACCCAGGAGCGGCGGCGGCCUCAGCAGCAGUUGCAGCGACCCGAGCCCUCCCGGGGAAUCGCCGAGCCUGGACUCCCUGGAGUCGUUCUCUAACCUGCAUUCUUUCCCGAGUAGCUCCGAGUUCAAUAGUGAGGAAGGAGCUGAGAACAGGGUCCCCGAGGAGGAGGAGGGAGCGGCGGUGUUGCCCCGGGCUGUGCCUCUGUGCCGAGAGGAGGAGCAGGAGGAGGCGGAGGCAGCCCAGGUGCUGGCGGCCUCCAAGGAACGCUUCCCGGGACAAUCUGUUUAUCAUAUCAAGUGGAUCCAGUGGAAGGAAGAGAACACACCCAUCAUCACGCAGAAUGAGAAUGGCCCCUGCCCUUUACUGGCCAUCCUCAAUGUUUUGCUUCUGGCCUGGAAGGUGAAACUUCCACCGAUGAUGGAAAUCAUAACUGCUGAACAGCUGAUGGAAUAUUUAGGAGACUAUAUGCUUGAUACAAAGCCAAAAGAAAUUUCAGAAAUUCAACGUUUAAACUAUGAGCAGAAUAUGAGUGAUGCUAUGGCAGUACUGCACAAACUACAGACAGGCUUGGAUGUAAAUGUAAAAUUCACUGGUGUUCGAGUGUUUGAAUAUACACCAGAAUGCAUAGUAUUUGAUCUUCUUGAUAUUCCUUUGUACCAUGGAUGGCUAGUGGACCCUCAGAUUGAUGACAUUGUAAAAGCUGUUGGUAACUGCAGCUACAACCAGCUAGUGGAGAAGAUCAUCUCUUGUAAGCAGUCAGACAACAGUGAGCUGGUUAGUGAAGGCUUUGUAGCUGAGCAGUUUCUAAAUAACACAGCCACUCAACUGACAUACCAUGGAUUAUGUGAACUAACUUCAACGGUUCAGGAAGGAGAACUUUGUGUGUUCUUUCGGAAUAAUCAUUUUAGCACCAUGACCAAAUACAAGGGUCUGCUGUAUUUGUUGGUAACAGACCAGGGGUUUCUCACUGAAGAAAAAGUUGUUUGGGAAAGCCUACACAAUGUCGAUGGUGAUGGAAAUUUCUGUGACUCAGAAUUUCAUCUGCGGCCUCCUUCUGAUCCGGAAACUGUAUACAGAGGACAACAAGAUCAGAUAGAUCAGGACUAUCUUAUGGCAUUAUCUCUACAACAAGAACAGCAGAGCCAAGAGAUCAAUUGGGAACAAAUACCUGAAGGAAUCAGUGAUUUGGAACUAGCAAAGAAACUCCAAGAAGAAGAGGAUAGACGAGCUUCUCAAUAUUACCAGGAACAGGAACAAGCAGCAGCAGCUGCUGCUUCUGCUUCUACACAGGCCCAGCAAAGCCAGCCAGCACAAGCCUCUCCAUCGAGUGGCAGACAAUCUGGGAAUAGUGAACGUAAACGAAAGGAACCUCGAGAAAAAGAUAAAGAAAAAGAAAAGGAAAAAAAUAGCUGUGUCAUUUUGUAACAAGUGUGGGUCAUGUUGGAACCAUCUGUAUGUCUUCAGAAACAAAACCAUAGGAGGAAAGGAAGAAAAACCGAUAAAUACCGUCUGUGCCUGAUUUCCCAAUGGAUUUUGUUCAUGUUUUUCAGGGGAAAGGUUGUUACUUAGUUACAAUCAGACUUUUUCAAGUCACACAGUACACUCUUCAUGAGCUGGAGUUUCAUGUUACAAGUUGAAAAUGCUGUGUGUUGUCAUUCAUGAAAAAUAAUGCACUUGUAGCCAAAUAAGCAAAUCACAGCAAAUUUGUGUCAUAGUGACAUUCAUAACUCAUAUCAGUUAGUAAGCUAUUUCAUCUUCUAUUCUAACAAUGAAUAGUAUUCAUUGUUUCCUUCCUCAAAUCUAAAUAUUAGCACAAUAAUUUCUGAAAUUAAUUUUUACAAUGUUAAAUUAUGAUCUAAUCCAUGAGAAACCAGGGGUUUAAUAUAGAUUUAAAAAGAAAAGAAAAGACACAAAUAACAAGAAUAAAUAACCCUCAAUUAUAUAUUGGACUAGUUCAGCCCUUGAACAGCUUUACGUUUCUUUAGGAAUGUACAUUUUAGAUAUAUCUUGAGAACUGAUAAUGGAGCUUGGAUUUAAUUUAGAUAGAAAAAAAAGAUUUGUAUUUCUUUUCCAAUAAAAAAAAAUUACAUAACACCAAUACUCAUCAAAAUCAAAUCUUAAUAACUUUGUAGUGUUAUAAAAUUUGAGGAAUUUUGAAAUCUUUAAUAAAGGUUACUUGGACCACAGUUACUAUUUAUUGAUAGUGUGAUAAGUGAGUAUAAAGAGGAAACCAUGUGGAUGCUAGGCCUUGUAAAUAUGGAGAUGUAGAAAUAGAAAAGGAGAUAGUUCAGUGUCUACCUUUUUCUAAAAUUACCUUGAACCUUAAAUUUUAAAUGUUUAUUUUUUAGAAAAUUAAGUAUACUUAUUAAAACCAACAAAAAAGCACAUUUUUGAAAUGAUGUUAGAUACUCUCUCAGUCUAGUGGAAAAACAUUAGUAAAAAUCUGUUUGAGGAUAAGAAUCUGGAGGAAUUUAUGUAGAAGCAAUCAGAUUAUUCUAACUUAUGAGAACCAAAUAAACCUAUAACAUCUUAUAGUGUUUCUAGGAUUCAGAAAGAAUAUUUAUUGAACUUUAUUAUGAGGCAACACAUAUUUUCCUGUAUUUCUAUAGUUUGGAAAACUUUCCUUAAUAGUCCUUUUUAUAUGCUUUAUAUUUAAAAGUUUGUUUUAGUCAUUUUUGAAAAGACUGUUGCUGCUGCAAGUAGUUACGUGAUUUACAUUCUAAGCCUCAGUAAAUUUGUUUGUUCAAGAGCAUCUUAAUCUAACCUGAGCAUCCACUUGGAGAAUGCUUUUUGUGGUCUGGGGUGACAAAAGACUACACAAAAAAUGUGGUCUUGAUUUCUUAAGCUAUGUCCUUAACAUUCUCCGUGAUCCAGGACCAGAUAUAAGAUAAAUCUAUAUGUAAAAAGUAAAGUCUUAUUUAUGGAAGAAAUUAUUCUAAGGGAAAUAUCCAGGGUCAAGCUGUAUCUUUUACAUCCUUCUAUAUUGCAUGUCUGUUUAUGUUAUACCAUUUGUUAUUCCUUCAAAUUUCAUAUGCUAGCAUAAAUCAUCAGAGAACCUGUUUGGGGUAUAAAACUUUCAUACAAAAUAUUUGGUUAGUCUCUUAAUAAUAACCCAGAAUAUGUGUAUAUUGCUAAAGUAAUCAAAUGUACUACAGAAUUCUCUAUUGGCUCAAACAAGUUGAUUUUUAGGCCAAGUUUAUUCUUGAUAUCACUCUGUUGGUUAAAGGAGGAAACUCAAACCUCAGUGUUUGUUUUUCCCAGAACAGAUAGUAGUGACAGUGCAUUAUAUUUUAUUAAGAAGCAAAACAAUAAAUCCUUAGAAAUUUUAAAAAACAUAUUUGAGACAUAUUUUCCCAUAAUUAUAUACUUAACUAUUUAUUGCCCUUGCAAAGUAUAUGUGUAGAAUGUAUUCUUCUGUUAAUUGUUACUGUCUUAAUUUGUUCCAAAGAUAACACUGCCAUUCUGCAGUCCCAUUAGAAGAAAAAAAAAUUCACUCAAAACCAGCAGUGCUGCUAUCAGAUAAGUAAAUGUCAACGUAUACUUAUAAGAAAUAACUAAGAAAUGUUAUGUGUUUGUUAAUUCAACCUUUUUCUAUGUAAUAUUUCCCAGUCAGGCUUUCUUACAUUCCUGGAAUUCAGUUUGAUAUACCAAGAGUAAUAAUGAUAAAAUGUUUACUUUGAAUACUGUGGGGGAAAAUUAAAUGUUCAAUUCUAUUAAAAAAAAAAAAACUUCUGAGAGAUACUGGUUUCCCAUCCUUGAAAGUUAUAAAGAAUUUAGAGCUAUUAUGUCUUUAUUUUGCUCAAGUCAACAAAUUACAUAUUCAGACAUUUCAUUGUUGGUUUAGGUGCACUGGAAUUUGAUAGUGGUAUAUUAAAGUCUUUCCUUCACAGUAUUUUAUAAUGCUUGAAAACUGUUACAUGUGCACUGCUAGUAGAAAUUAGAACUUAAACAUUUUUGUUUUUAAGAUUUAUAGGCUAGAUUAGAGACACAUUUGCAUCAACCAGUCACCUCUUCUGCAACCAGAGCUAGCAAAAGAAGCAGAUGAAUGAAUGGAUAUGGUCAUUGAACUGUCUCAUACUUCAAAGACUUUUCCUUAAGUACGAGGGCCUCUCUCACUGUUGUGGCCUCUCCUGUUGAGAAGCACAGGCUCCGGACGCGCAGGCUCAGCGGCCAUGGCUCACAGGCCCAGCCGCUCCGCGGCACGUGGGAUCUUCCCAGCAGGGCACGAACCCGUGUCCCCUGCAUCGGCAGGCGGACUCUCAACCACUGUGACACCAGGGAAGCCCCCCACCUUGAGCUGCUGCUGUUGCCUUCUCAGUUCCUCUCGUUCUCGAGCAAUACGUUCAGCUUCCUUACGUCGUUCCUUCAGACAACAUAGAAGGAAGAACCAACCAAUGCAAAAUGAAAACAUAAGGUUUCUCAGACGACCUCUUCUCUUCUUUUUUGACUGAGGCUUGUGUCCUGACCAUACCACAACACGCAAGAAAACAACAAAAUGAGGACUACUUCAUCAGUGUACCAAGAAAGUCUAUAUGCUUAUCAACAAAAUAAAUCCUUACUUGCUACUUC
Lagenorhynchus albirostris (white-beaked dolphin) is the source of this 5126-nucleotide messenger RNA. RefSeq names its product MINDY lysine 48 deubiquitinase 2 (gene MINDY2). Gene Ontology annotation, molecular function: cysteine-type carboxypeptidase activity; cysteine-type deubiquitinase activity; K48-linked deubiquitinase activity. The record is from RefSeq and is a predicted model, not a curated record. Gene Ontology annotation, cellular component: cell periphery; cytosol. NCBI's taxonomy places the organism in Eukaryota, Metazoa, Chordata, Mammalia, Artiodactyla, Delphinidae. The transcript is spliced from 12 exons. Gene Ontology annotation, biological process: protein K48-linked deubiquitination. The coding region runs from base 111 to 1982 and encodes 623 amino acids.